Molecule: messenger RNA, 1272 nt
Organism: Stereum hirsutum FP-91666 SS1
Lineage: Eukaryota; Fungi; Basidiomycota; Agaricomycetes; Russulales; Stereaceae
Product: FMN-linked oxidoreductase
Exons: 8
Coding region: 1-1272 (423 amino acids)
Cellular component (GO): intracellular anatomical structure
Molecular function (GO): NADPH dehydrogenase activity; NADP binding; FMN binding
Source: RefSeq, a predicted model, not a curated record
AUGGCCAACCUUAACGAGGCCGUUGCUGGUGCAAGGGAGUACUAUCCUUUGAACGAGCCCAAAAUCGGCGUAGCAUUGCCCAAGACGCAGUUCCAGCAGAAUUCACAACUUCCGCUGUUGUUUCAACCAUUCAAGUCCAGGGACGUCGAGUUCAAGAACCGCAUCUUCGUGGCACCGAUGGCUUUAUACAGCGCGGAUGAUGGUCAUGCCACCGACUGGCAUCUAGUUCAUUAUGGUGGACUUGCGACUCGUGGUGUAGGUGCAAUAUGCAUAGAAGCCACGGCAGUACUUCCCGAGGGCCGUGUCUCACCUGAAGACGUAGGCUUAUGGAGUGACUCUCAUAUUGAGCCUCUCAAAAGGAUCGUGGAUUUUGCCCAUGCCCAUGAAACAGCUAUCGGCGUACAAUUGCAGCAUUCGGGUAGAAAAGGGUCGACAUAUGCGCCAUGGGUGUACGCUAACGCUGCGAGAUCGUAUAAGGCUGGGAAGUGGAUGGCUGAGGUUGAUGAGGGAGGUUGGCCUGGAGACAUUUGGGCACCAAGCGCGAUCAAAUCCUCUGAUGAUUAUCCACAGCCUAAGGAAAUGGACGAACAGCGAAUGAAGGAUGUCGAAGAAGCGUUCAUCGCAGCUGUGAAGCGGUGCGGAGAAGUAGGAUUCGACUUCAUAGAACUGCACGGUGCUCACGGCUACCUCUUGCAUAACUUCUGCUCUCCUCUUUCGAAUAUCCGAGAAGAUAUUUACGGAGGCAGCCUCGAAAAUCGUCUCCGAUAUCCUCUUCGCAUCACCGAGCGCUGUCGCGAAGCGUGGCCCUCCAGCAAGCCUCUAUUCUAUCGACUGAGCGCCACAGAUUGGGCGGAAGGGCCGGAAAGAGACAACAAUGGUAAAUGGAUGCAGUGGGGGAUCGAACAAAGCGUGCAGUUUUCGGGCGAGCUAAAGAAGCGCGGUGUCGAUUUGAUUCAUGUGUCAAGUGGAGGUCUAUGGUCCAAGCAAAAGAUACCAGUGGCGCCUGGGUACCAGGUGCACUUUGCGGAAGCUAUCAAGAGCGCUCAUCCAGAUACCCUCGUUGGAGCCGUUGGUCUUAUAGACACGCCACAAUACGCGGAGCAGAUCCUCCAGUCUAACCAGGCGGACGUAAUUUUCAUUGGACGUCCGUUUCUUAGGAACCCACAUUGGGCGAUUCAAGCAGCUGAAGACCUUGGCGUGGCCGUGAAACCAGCAAACCAGUAUGAGAGGGGGUGGACGACGAUGCUCACUCCGAAGACUUCAUCGGGUUGA